AUGGAGACACCUACUGUGGAUAUUGAUAACAUCAUUGACAGAUUGUUAGAGGUUAGAGGUUCAAAACCAGGGCAGCAUGUCGAUUUAGAAGAGCAUGAAAUCCGAUAUCUAUGUUCCAAAGCGCGUUCUAUCUUCAUUAAGCAACCUAUUCUACUUGAGCUAGAGGCUCCUAUUAAAAUUUGCGGUGAUAUUCAUGGCCAAUAUUACGAUUUGCUACGUCUUUUUGAAUAUGGUGGAUUUCCACCAGAAUCAAACUAUCUUUUCCUAGGAGACUAUGUAGACCGAGGGAAGCAGUCUUUGGAAACUAUAUGUCUACUGCUUGCUUACAAGAUUAAAUAUCCAGAGAAUUUUUUUAUUCUUCGUGGAAAUCACGAAUGUGCCUCUAUUAACAGAAUCUACGGUUUCUACGAUGAGUGUAAGAGGCGUUAUAACAUCAAGCUAUGGAAGACGUUCACAGACUGUUUCAACUGUUUGCCGAUCGCGGCCAUCAUAGACGAAAAAAUCUUCUGUAUGCAUGGUGGUUUAUCGCCUGAUUUGAACACUAUGGAACAGAUUAGAAGAGUCAUGAGACCAACGGAUAUUCCUGAUGUUGGUUUGCUAUGUGAUUUAUUAUGGUCCGAUCCGGACAAGGAUAUUGUUGGGUGGUCUGAAAAUGAUAGAGGUGUUUCGUUCACAUUUGGCCCAGACGUGGUUUCAAGGUUUCUACAGAAGCAAGAUAUGGAAUUAAUCUGCAGAGCACACCAGGUUGUUGAGGACGGUUAUGAAUUCUUUUCAAAAAGGCAGUUGGUCACGCUAUUUAGCGCGCCAAACUACUGUGGCGAGUUUGAUAAUGCCGGUGCUAUGAUGAGUGUUGACGAGAGUUUGUUAUGUUCAUUUCAAAUUCUAAAACCGGCAGUCAAACCGAGUGCUGGCAGAGGUCAACCAAAGAAGAAAAAAUAG
Molecule: messenger RNA, 939 nt
Organism: Eremothecium sinecaudum
Lineage: Eukaryota; Fungi; Ascomycota; Saccharomycetes; Saccharomycetales; Saccharomycetaceae
Gene: GLC7
Product: type 1 serine/threonine-protein phosphatase catalytic subunit GLC7
Exons: 2
Coding region: 1-939 (312 amino acids)
Cellular component (GO): nucleus; cytoplasm
Molecular function (GO): protein serine/threonine phosphatase activity
Source: RefSeq, a predicted model, not a curated record